GAGUAAUUUAAAAUUAAGAAAUUCUGUUUACAAAUCAGUUUUCCGACAUCACAUUUAGUAUCUGUGUAAAGUGUGUGUGGUCGUCGUCAUGUCGGCCCAAGAACAGAUGCGGAAAAUGCUCGAUGAGCUGAUGGGGACGUCUCGAAAUGGUGAAAAUGCAGGACGCUUUCACUUCACGGAUCCAAAGGUUUGCCGCUCAUUCCUGCUCAAUUGUUGCCCACAUGACAUCCUUGCUAGCACGCGUGCUGAUCUAGGUGCGUGUUCCAAACAUCAUGACCCUGCUUUGAGAGCUGACUAUGAGCAAGCUGCUAAAAACAAAGACUUCGGAUAUCACAUUGAUGCUACACAGCAUCUGCAGUCUUUCAUUGCUGACUGUGAUCGGCGUACAGAGAACUCCAAGAAACGCUUGUUAGAAACCCAGGAAAGCCUUAGUGCUGAAGUCAACCACAAGGCUGAUUGUGUUCAUGAGAUGGCUGAGAUGCUGGGUAAGAAGAUAGCUGAUGCUGAGAAGCACGGAGAGGAAGGUGACGUAGAGAAGUCUAUGGAGGUCAUGGCAGAGGUCGAGGAGAUCAGACAGAAGAAGAUAGCAGCCGAGGAGGAGCUAAGGAACUCCAUGCCAGCAUCCACCUACCAGCAGCAGAAGCUACGUGUCUGUGAGGUGUGUGGAGCAUACCUUGGCUUGCAGGAUAAUGAUCGCAGGUUGGCAGAUCAUUUUGGAGGAAAGCUUCAUCUUGGAUUCAUUGAGAUCAGAGAGAAACUCCAAUGGCUCCUGAACUAUUCUGAGCAGCAACGAGAGCAAAGAAGGAUGGAGAGAGAGCGAGAUGACGAGGAGGAGCCUAAGAGCAGUAGCAGCUAUCGUGACAGACGAGACAGAGGAGACAGAGAUAAGGAACGAGAGAAGGACCGUGACAAAGAACGAGAUAGGGACCGAGAUAGGGACCGAGAUAGGGACCGAGACAGGGACCGAGACAGGGACAGAGACAGGGACCGAGACAGGGAAAGGGAAAGCAGCAGUCGCAACAGAGACAGAGAUAGGAAUCGAGAUCGGGAUAGAGAUCAGGAUCGAGAUCGGGACAGAGAUCGGGAUAGAGAGAGAGACAGGAGAAGAUCUAGAUCUAAGUCUAGGAGCAACCGUCACAGACGCAGCCGGUCUAGGGACAAAAAGAGGUCUCGAUCCAGGUCUAAGGACCGCGACAGGAAGAGCAACAGAAGCAGAGAUCCUGACCGUGAUCGAAGGCAUAGGUCAAGGUCUCGAGAUCGCGAUCGACACUGUGAUCGACGCCACCGCUCGCGUUCCAGGGAGCGUAGUAGUCGUCAUUCGCGAUCCCAUUCCCACGAGAGUGGAGAAACCAAAGAGGAACCACGUGUGAAGGAAACCAAAGUGUCUGAUUACGAAGAAGGGGAGAUGAGGCAGGAUGAUUAUGAAGCUCCGCCCACGGAGAUGAAGACGGAGACGAAGAGAGAACGGAUGAGCUCUCCGGAGGAUGGUGAAGAUAGAGAAGACGAGAAAGGGAAUGAAAUGGAUGAGAAUCCUGAAGAGGAUGUAGCUCCCGCAUUUUGAGCUAGUUUCGAUGAUGCAUUCUGCAAUGAUCUUGCUCACUUGUUUUUCAGGUGUAUUUGCCAUCCAUUAUGGUAUCUUGUGGUCAUGUUACCCAUCGUUAAGAACUAAUCAAAUGCUUUUGAUUCCUAGUCCAAUAAUGUAAUAGGAGUUAUUCAAUAAGCACUUGUCACAGAUUUUGUAUUCCUUUGUGUAGUGUGAAUCCAAAGUAAUUGUGAGCAUGUGUUGAUAUGAAAAGUCAUAUCCAGAAACCAAGCCAAAUUAUAAACAUAAUAGCUCUAUACCCUUUAACAAAAGGAAUGUGUAUGUUUUAAUAUACAAGCUUUGACUUUAUUUAACAAUACUUGAUAUACUUUUGGACUUAAUUUUUGCUUUUCUCCUUGUGUAUAUAUUUCAUACCACUGUAUCCUGGAUGUGGGAUCUACAUUUUAAUUGAUAUUGUGGUUUGUUUAUGUAUUCUAUUGUCCCAUCUGCUCGCAGCAACUUUAAGUAGUAGCUAAGCCCAAUAUCUUGUCAUUUGUCUCAGUUUUUCAUAAGAUUAGUGCCAAUGCUCUACAGAUGUAGUAGUCUUAAAACUUUCAUCAGGCAAUCAGGUAACGCUUUGGAGAUGAAUUAAGACAAGACGUUCAAAAUUUUGGCAAAUGAUGUGGGCAAGCGGUUGUCAGUUUACGCAAAAAAAUGCAUGUUUGUGUCAAUCUUUUGACAACACACUUUCAACGUAUUGUUGUAAACAAUAUCCCUUGAAACUCUAUAAAGCAUUGAAUGUUUGGUGACUUAGGUUCAUAUUAAAUAAUGCAAAAUUUACACAGAUGACAGGUGGUAGAGAGAAAAGCUUGAUAACAGUUAUUAUAACGUUGAAAUAGGAAAAGAAAUUAAUAUAGACACCUUUUACCUUUGAACAUGCAAUGAAGUGUAUACUUACUUGAGAGUUACAUAAAAUCUGAUGUUAUAUUUCAUUAGUUUCUUUGAAAACUUGUUACUCUCAAGAGCAGAAGUGUAAGAAUUAGUUCUGUGUAACUUUCGAUUAAAUUUUUUAGGUGCAUGAAACCUGUUAUAAAUCCUGUAUCUUCAUUGUUCUUGAAACUAUUGCAACUUUGAGAAGCCGGUCACAGUGAUUGGUUUUGUGUAAGUUUUUAUUUCAAAUCCUUUGAAACUUUGCAGAACACUUUGUCGUAAGCAGAAUAUAAAUCUCUGCAAUAAAGCAAGAUGGUAGCAUACAUGGCAAUAUUUUCACUAUUUUAAUUUAAUUUAAUAAAUGGCAUUAUUCUAUGUGAUGUGAUCUGAAAUUCUGAAUCGGCAUGGACAAUGUACAUUGAUUAAGGUAGCAGUUUUACUAUGUACAUUUUCCUUUCAAAGUGUGUUGUGAGUUUUCAUUUUCCUUUCUCUAUGCAUGGUUCCACACUAAUAUAUGCCUGAUGCCCUUUGACACGCAGAAUUGCAUUCCAGACCCCUAAAACUCUUUAAUUUUGAAAGUGGCCCACGUGCACAUAACAUCUCAUAACUUUAGUCUAGACCCGUUUGUUUCAAAAAGAAAGUUAUUAGUGAGUCCUGCUGUGUUUAUAUUUCAAAAACAGAUGAUCACUAACUCAAGUUUUUUGGUCCCUUUUUUUUGCUUCAUAAUGAUCAAGACUCAUUGUUCAUCUACACAUCUUGUUUUAUAUGUAAAAUUUAAAUGUGUAUCAUAUUCUUUUUUUCUGCAAACAACAAUAAUUUCAUGUGUAAAAUGA
Strongylocentrotus purpuratus (purple sea urchin) is the source of this 3285-nucleotide messenger RNA. Its product is annotated as putative RNA-binding protein Luc7-like 2. The transcript has 9 exons. Bases 89 to 1561 code for a protein of 490 amino acids. The record is from RefSeq and is a predicted model, not a curated record. Gene Ontology annotation, molecular function: mRNA binding. Gene Ontology annotation, cellular component: U1 snRNP; U2-type prespliceosome. Gene Ontology annotation, biological process: mRNA splice site recognition. NCBI's taxonomy places the organism in Eukaryota, Metazoa, Echinodermata, Echinoidea, Camarodonta, Strongylocentrotidae.